Messenger RNA from Branchiostoma floridae (Florida lancelet), 4826 nucleotides. Its product is annotated as mediator of RNA polymerase II transcription subunit 14-like. The transcript has 23 exons. NCBI's taxonomy places the organism in Eukaryota, Metazoa, Chordata, Leptocardii, Amphioxiformes, Branchiostomatidae. The coding region runs from base 251 to 4702 and encodes 1483 amino acids. The record is from RefSeq and is a predicted model, not a curated record. Gene Ontology annotation, biological process: regulation of transcription by RNA polymerase II. Gene Ontology annotation, cellular component: core mediator complex; mediator complex. Gene Ontology annotation, molecular function: transcription coregulator activity.
GUGUAUCUCUAUACCGAUUUCACACAGAUAGAUGAUGUAUACGUGAGAUAGAAACCAAUUGUUUUUAAAAGUCACAUGAUUGGAAAUUGCGUGAAAACGCGAGAGUUCCCCAUUGCAGAAAAUGAGAAGUUGGGGAGGGCGGGCGAGAUUUCUCUGCCAUAAAAAUAAAUGAUGACCACUGGGUAGAACAUCUCUCUGCGUCACGCGGUCACGUUAGUUAUAUCACGGUCUCGGAGCGGAGUUUAGUGCGAUGGCGCCCGUAGCGUCGGGAGAGUCCCAGGUACAGAUGACCAUGGUCCCGUCGGCCGGGCCAGGUCCACCGGGCAGUGCGGGAAGCAUCUCCCUGGGUAUGCUGGUCGACUUUAUCAUCCAGAGGACUUACCACGACCUGACCGUGCUCUCGGAACUCCUGCCGCGUAAGACGGACAUGGAGAGGAAAAUUGCCAUUGUGCAGUUCGCACACAGGACAAGGCAGCUGUUUGUAAGGCUGCUGGCUUUGGUGAAGUGGGCAAACAGUGCAGCCAAGGUGGACAAGUGCGCCAUGAUUUCAGCAUUCCUGGACCAGCAGGCCAUGAUCUUUGUGGACACAGCAGACAUGCUGUACCGGAUGGUUCGGGAGCUGGUUCACGCGCGACUCCCGAGCUUCAACAUUCCCCACGCGGUGGACGUCCUCACCACGGGAACCUACCCCAGGCUGCCCAAGUGUAUUAGAGACCGCAUCGUCCCCCCUGACCCGAUCACCCCAGCGGAGCGGAAAGCCACCCUCCUGAGGCUGAACCAGAUCAUUCAGCACCGCCUGGUCACCACAGACCUGCCUCCACAACUGGGAAACUUAACUAUAGCCAAUGGCAGGGUGAAGUUCCAGGUGUCCCAUGAGUUUGAGGCCACCCUGACACUGAUGGGAGAUGAACCCUCCAUACCCUGGAGACUACUCGGCAUCAAGAUACUGGUGGAAGACAAAGACACAGGAAAUGGCACAGCACUAGUUCACAGUCUGCAAGUCAACUACAUUCAUCAGCUCAUCCAGUCACGUCUUUUUGCCGACGACAGGCCACUGUAUGACCUCUAUGACUGCCUUCAUUCCUUCUGUCAAUCCCUGCAGUUAGAAGUACUCCAUUCACAGACACAAAGGCUAAUCCAUGAGAGAUGGAGUGACCAUAUCAGACUGGAGGAAUACACCAUUGGUCAGUCCCUCACCGUCUCCUACUGGAGGGCGCAACUUGUCGAAGCUGCGCAGAACAAGCUGGAGAUUCCCGUUACGCACAAACUGACGAUCGCGAUGCACGACAAUGACAAGAGCCGGCCUCUCCAAGUGAAGCAUCAGCCGCCAUUGCCUUCCCAUGAGCCAGUGCAAGUGGACCAUGCCAUUAAGAGCGACUGUCUAUCGAUGGAGAAACUGCUCGUCCAGACCGUACAAGCGCGUGCCUACGCGAGACUGAAGGAGCUCCAGCUACAGAUCAAGGCUCACAAUCGUGACGACCAGUCUCUAAUCUGUGGGAUCCCUCCUGUCCUGAAGAUCCCCAUCCUGUACCCCUGCACAGAAGUAGAGUACAUGAACAUAGUGGCUGAUUUACAAACUGGCAUGCUACAGCCCAUGUUCUACCAUGGAGAGUCCCACCUGGAGGAGAUGGAGAAGAACAUCAACUCGGACGCGAGCCGUACCAUCCGGAUGGUCAGCGACCUGAGGUUCGUGAUCGCGAGGCGGCGGUGUCAGCAUACCGUGCUCCACCUUCCAACAGUGUGCCAUCGGAAACUUCAUCUGGAGAACUUUCAGACACACCCUAUCUCCAAACUGUCUUCUCACAAGGUAUACCUCAGGCUCACCAGACAUCCUGGGUACUACUUAGUGGUAGAGUUUCUUGAGGGCCAACAGUUCUACGAGAUAGAGUACAGAUACCACCUGCUCCAGCUGAAGGAUCCGGGUGGGAAGUCAGAAGGAGAGUCCAGUGACAGUGCAGUGUCCACCCAAGCAGGCAGCCUGGUCACUCUGGACCCUGCAACCUUCUCCAAGGAAGUAGGGACGGCAACUCCUGGAAUCAAGAGAAAGAUUUCUAUCCAGCAUGGCCAUGGUGGGCCACAACUGAAACGCGAGCGCGUGGACGCAGGUGAACCAUCCAUGUACCUGCCUGAUGUAGCUCAUCUCAUCUCCGUGUGCGACACCCAGAUACCACUCAUCAGUCUGUGUCAGGAGCUGGGCAGGAGAGGCAUCCCAUGUCAGGGUGUCCAGAGUGAGGGGUAUGAUGUCGGCCUCAGUGUGAAGCUUCUUGCCCUGCCGUCACUGCGAGGGAUUCCCGAUCACGUCGUCUUCAAGCUCAAGUCCGACUGUCUGGGCUGUACCUUCCGCCUCCAGGGCAAGACCAGCCGCGUGUGGACGGCAGAGCUUGUGUUUGCCAACUGUCCUCUGGUGAGCACGACACAGCGUGAACAGACCAGCAGUCGCCACGUGUACUUCACAUACGACGGCCUGAAGCCAGAAUCUGAAGCCAGCACUAGUAACAACACAGAGAACGCAAACAUCACACUCGUGAUGGACAAGUUCAUGCAGGACUGGCACAGUAUCGCUGAGAUGUACGCAACCGUUCUGGACUUUGCCAGAAACUACAAGGACCCCAACCGGCAGCUAUUCCAAAUGGUGGAGGUUAAGUCAUUCUCGUACAAGAGGCUAACGCUGAGCUAUGGCGUGGGGCGAUCCAGCACGGUUAAAAUCCAGUGGGUUCCAGAAGGAAAUGGCGGUAGCUUUAAGCUUGGUUUAGGGAUGGUGGGGAGGGUGAACAACCCAAACUGUCACAUGGUGGUACAGUCACAGCUACAGGAAGAGUUCAACACGCACCAUAACAUCGCACAGCUCAUCCAAGUCUUGUGCGAGACCCAGAGCCCGCUACAGUCCAUCAUACGCCUCCCACAGACCACCAUCUUGGGCUGUCCGAACAAACCGCUCAGUCCGACGCAGACGUUCACCAUCCUGCCGCAGUCUUCGGACCACGUGAGGAUCGCGUUCCGAAACAUCUACUGCCUGGACGUGCACUGCCGCGGGAGGAACCUGGUCGCCAUACGGGACGGAGCAUACAGCCUGUUUGAUGUUAGCAAGGUAGUGGAAGGUUUCACCCCCACACAGGGUCUCAAAGCAUUCCUGUCCAUGUUUGAGGACAGCAUGGCUCACUCCAGACGCAGGUCAGCAAGCGAAGAUGACAACCCACCGUCACCUAUCGGGAUGGACAAACUGGACACGUACAUGACUCAGCACCAGCUGCACCACCAGACGACAGGAGCCUCCCCCCUCCCCAGGACCCAGCCCAGCGCCUACCACCCCAUGAACCCCAUGACUCCGCCCACCUCCCACUCCAACCCUGCCACACCCGCCUCUCCUCACACCUCCAUGCUGGCGACAUCACAGAGCUACAGUACGUCCCCUGGGUCAGCCUACCCCUUAGCUUCCCCACCCCAGCUCACCCCCCAGCACCCUAACCCCGGCGCCCCCAUCACCAGUGCCCCCACCCCCUCACCCUCCAUGCUGUACGGGACCCCCUCCCCCAGCACGUUCACCAGUAGUUCGCCCAGCGUACGUGUCCCGUCCCCGAGCUCGUUUGUGCCGGCUCCGUCCCCCCAGUCCAUGGGGAUCCACAUGGGACCAUCACCUGCCUUCAUGAACCCAACUGGUCCACCAUCACCGUUCCAUGCUGGGCUGACCAUGCCGUCUCCAGGCACCAGGAACCCGUGGCCUGGCUCUCCCUCCAUGCCUGGUCCCUCCCCCGCCUCACGGGUCGGGAUGGCUUCACCCGGUGUUGGCAGCAGCAUGUUGAGCCCUCCCUCACGUAUCCUCCCCCAGCGGUCCUGGGCGGCCUCCAUCCCCACCCUGCUGUCCCACGAGGCCUUCGCCACCCUCAUGACCCCCUCCCCACCCCCCGGGGUGAUGGGGGGUCCGGCGGCGUACCUGUGCUGCCCCCUGGAGAGGUUCCUGGGGUGUGUGUACAUGAGGAGACAUCUACAGAGGGUCAUCCAGGGGGAGGAGUCGCUGCACCUGUUACAGUCCAGUGAGCCAGGAGUGAUCUUGUACCAUGUGGAGUCCAUCAACUUCCGUGUGCAGCUGAACCCCUCCACCCUGCAAACACUACACCUGAAGGCCACACCCAGGCCUGAGGCUAUGGAGAUGUGGUCCCGAGAAGAGCUCAACAUCCUUGAGAGCUUUUUUGAUACAAAGGUUGUGUGUCCACCGUACAAAGCCAACACACUGACAGCGUUUGGGCGCCUGUUGUGUGCCCCCACUGCAGUACUGAGGGACUGCAUUCAGCUGAUGAGACUGGAGUUGUUCCCAGACCAGGCCCUGAAGUGGCAUCUCCAGUGGUGUCUGACCAUCCCACCCAGCGGCUCUCCCCUCGCCCCGCCCGGGACUCCUGCUGUCGUCAUCAGGACAAAGAUACUCUUCUUUAUCCAGCUGACCAGGAUGGGCAUGCCCCCGACACAAGACUCCACCGUUGUGGUCCCAAUUCUGUAUGAUCCAUCCACAAACACGACUCAACAGGCAGACAUAUCAAACCGAGCUGGUGCCGCGGGAGGACCCGCCCCACCAAACGCCCUGUCUGGUAUGGUGGGAGACAUGCUGAAGAGAUGGGCUUCUUUCAGCCAGGGGCAACAAGGAAAUGAUUGUACCAUCUUCCCAGCCAUCAGAGAUCUUCUGCACAACCUGAUUCCACAGUGUCAGUGAGACGACGAAAAAGUUCUGAAGAGGCAAAAACCUGCCUGGGAGUUGCAAGCUAUUUGAAUUUGACAAAAGUCUUGUGAUAUUUAUCUGUUGCCUAGACCUUUUGUGAUCUUUGUAAGAAAAAAAA